UCGUGCAGCCGCCGCCGGGCCCGCCGCCAUCACGCCAUGGCUGAUCAGCUGACUGAAGAACAGAUUGCUGAAUUCAAGGAAGCCUUUUCCCUAUUUGACAAAGAUGGUGAUGGUACUAUCACAACAAAAGAACUGGGAACUGUCAUGAGGUCAUUGGGUCAAAAUCCAACAGAAGCAGAGUUGCAGGAUAUGAUCAACGAGGUAGAUGCUGAUGGCAAUGGCACUAUCGACUUCCCUGAAUUUUUAACCAUGAUGGCCAGAAAAAUGAAGGACACAGACAGCGAGGAAGAAAUCCGUGAGGCAUUCCGAGUCUUUGACAAGGAUGGCAAUGGCUAUAUCAGUGCAGCAGAACUACGUCAUGUUAUGACAAACUUAGGAGAAAAGCUAACAGAUGAAGAAGUAGAUGAAAUGAUCAGAGAAGCAGACAUUGAUGGGGAUGGGCAAGUCAACUAUGAAGAAUUCGUACAGAUGAUGACUGCAAAGUGAAGAGACCUCCUUUACACCUUUUUUCCUCUAGAAGAAUCAAAUUGAAUCUUUUACUUACCUCUUGCAAAAAAAAUGUUCAUUUAUUCAUUCUGUUUCUGUAUAGCAAAACUGAAUGUCAAAAUACCUUCUGUCCACAAACUGCAUGUAAUGGUUGGUGGUCCUGUCCCCAAAAGAUAAAGUUAAACAUCAGUUUUACAAUAUAAAUAAUCGUACUACCUUGAAAAUAAAAAAAAAAAAAAGGAAGCACUUAGUGAACUCAGAAGUUCCAUUUGCUAAUGAUUAUUACACUGUUUGGGCUGGCCAGUUUUUCAUGCAUGCAGCUUGACAAUUGAGCACAGUCAGACAUUUGUAUUAAGGAAAAAAAACCAAACCAAAACCAACCUAAAGGAUCCACUCCUUUGUUCAAUAGUGGAUUCUAGUUCAAUUUGUAGUAUAAAUUGUCAUAGCUGGUUUACUUUAAAAUUGGUUUAUACCUCAGGAUGGUAUGCAGCAAAAUGGUUGAAGGAUGCAAAACUUAGAGAAAAUGCCCUAAAGGUUGAAUGGUUCUCCUGUACGUAGCAGUGUGCUCCAAAAAUAGGAUGACUUUAACUAUGGAUGGCAUGUCUGUUAAGAUAUGGUUUUAACAUUGUCUGCAUUGCACUAUAGUGAAACGGGUGUCGAGCUGUUACCGUUCACAAAAUUUUUAAAAGAAACCUUCACCAAGGGAGCAUCUUUGGACUCUCAUGUUUUUAAAACCUUCUGUACCAUGACUUGGAGCUGGCGGAGUAGCCUGUGGACUUCAGCACAACUAUCAACAUCGCUGUUCAAGAUAUUACAAUUUAUGUCCAUUCCAAGUUGUAAAUGCUAGUCUUUUUUUCCAAUAAAAGACCAUUAACUUAAAGGUGGUGUUAAAUGCUUUGUAAAGCUAAAAUAUAUAUAUAAUUGAGAUACUAAACCAAAAAAGCAGUAGGAGGGAAGUGUUUCUAUGAAUUACUUGCUGCUAAAUUAUAAUGCACAUGUAUGCAAUAAGUUAUCCCCUAUCUUUUCAAGAUGGCAAGAACUGACCUCCUGUAACCCAAGACCUUUGCUAUAAAUAAAUGAACUUGUGCUUGCCUUUCAUAUUACGACAAUGUUAAUUUAGUUGGUCUCAAAGUCGUGUAAUGCUGACUCGUCAACUAUCAGCACAGAAGUAACACCUCAUUUCACUAAAGUGGAGAGCUCUUGAGCAUGCUUGUCAAUACUGGGGAAACAUGUCUAGGUUGCUUAUGUUUUUUCUGACAGGUUAUAGAAACUAGUUGGAGAAUUAAAAAAGCACGGACUUCGUAGAUACAAUUCUCAAACAUGCCAAAAAUGCAUUUCUCUACCCACGGAAUACAAAAGGACGUUUCUUUUACAAUAAUAAAAAAAUGACAGCAAACAACCCUAAGCCUUUUUGUAAACUGGGGCUAUUAUGUCUUGACUAUCUUCUCAAACACUUGCAUGAAUUUUGUGGGGUGGAGAAGAGGACUAGGGUUAAUUUAAAAACCAUCUUGUUACUUCUGCUUUGCAUGCACUAGCAGUGCUUAGUCAUUCCAGGUCUCUGAGUAAGUGUUCUCUGAUCCUUCAGCUUCCUCAUGAAUGAGUGGCAAAGCAGCCAUGUCCACUCUCCUUUGAAAGAAGAAUGCGCUUUUUUUUUUUAAUAGCAAAGCCUCCAUGUGGAGGGCUUUUGUGCUUGGGAGGGAGGGACUGCAGCUUAAUUACUUGACUGUAAGUUUGUUUCCAAACGUAAGGAGUUGCAAACCUUAAUUGCUUAAUUGCCUUUGGUUUUGGAGAGUUUUGAUACUAUCUCUUGAAAGAGAUGCAAGUCUCCAUUCAUCCUGUCUAACUGAGGUGCCUGUGUUAAGAACUUGGUUGCUUGAAAUGCAGCUUUGCUCAGUGGGGGUCAAAA
Molecule: messenger RNA, 2392 nt
Organism: Indicator indicator
Lineage: Eukaryota; Metazoa; Chordata; Aves; Piciformes; Indicatoridae
Gene: CALM1
Product: calmodulin 1
Exons: 6
Coding region: 37-486 (149 amino acids)
Molecular function (GO): calcium ion binding
Source: RefSeq, a predicted model, not a curated record